AUGUCCAAGCGCCAAGCAUCAGAAGCCCUUGACGAGGGCCCAGAGUCGCCGGCAUCAAAGAAGUCGCGGUUUGACGACUACAACAAGAGCGCAACCCCAACCAGUCUAGGAGAGCUUGAAAGCGAAAACGACGAGCAGAAGCAGAAGCUGCGCGAAAAUGGCACUGGCGCUAGCACCGAAGAUGUAUCGGAUCGCGAGGAGCCUGAUGAAUUCGAAGAGGAAGCAGAGGAAAAAGCGCCUAUCCGGCAGUCGGCGCCGACCGCAGGCUACGAUGACCUCUACCUGGACACAAUUGACCGCAAUGUUCUCGACUUUGAUUUCGAAAAGCUAUGCUCGGUGACUUUGUCAAAUAUCAAUGUUUAUGCAUGCCUGGUGUGCGGCAAAUACUACCAAGGACGCGGACCCAACACUCACGCCUACUUUCACGCGCUUGACGAGGAUCACCAUGUCUUCAUUAAUUUGAGCACUCAGAAGGUAUAUGUGCUGCCAGAGGGAUACGAAGUCAAGAGCAAGUCGCUGGAUGACAUCAAAUAUGUGUCCGACCCGCGCUACACUCGCCAAGAGGUGGCCGAGUUCGACCGCAAGCCGCGUACCUCGUACACUCUGCAGGGCAAAGAAUACACCCCAGGCUUCGUUGGCAUGAACAACAUCAAGGAGAACGACUACCUGAAUGUCAUUGUUCAGGCGCUGUCCCAUGUCUCCCCGCUGCGCAACUUUUUCCUGCUUGAGGACUUCAGCAACGCUCCUGAGCUGGUCAAACGCACCUCCAUCCUGUUCCGCAAGAUCUGGAACCCGCGCGCCUUCAAGGCACACGUUUCUCCCCAUGAGCUGUUGCAGGAGGUUUCGCUUUGUUCUAACAAGCGAUUCACAUUGACUGCGCAGUCGGAUCCGGUGGACUUUUUGUCCUGGUACCUCAACAACCUGCAUCUAGGCCUAGGUGGCAGCAAAACCAAACCACAGUCCUCUGUGGUCCAGCGCAUCUUCCAAGGGAAACUGAAAGUUGAGUCGCAGGCUAUCACAGCGCGCGCCGACCAUCUCGACCGGUUGCGUUUCGAGGAGGCUACAGAGAUCAAGGUCGACAUCGCGCGCUUCCUACUCCUCACCCUUGACCUCCCUCCCGCCCCUCUCUUCCAAGAUGAACAGGAGCGCAACAUCAUCCCCCAGGUGCCCCUGACGACCCUGCUUGCCAAGUAUAACGGCGUCACAGCGCAGGAACUCAAUGCCCAGCGCAAGCGCUACCGCCUGAUGCACCCCUUACCCCCCUUUCUCCUCCUGCACAUUAAGCGCUUCACCAAGAACCGCUUCAUCGCUGAGCGCAAUCCGACAAUCGUGGUCUUUGACCCACGCAGCGGUCUCGACAUCUCGCCGUAUGUCGAGCCAGACCCGAGCCAGCACCCGCCAGACGAGCCCAUCAUCUACGACCUGGUUGCGAACGUGGUACACGAGGCGGUGCGCGCCAAGGAAGACGUGGCCGACAGCGCGGUGGGCGAGCAACGCAAAGCUUGGAAGGUGCAGCUGCGCGACAAGGCGACAGGAGAAUGGGUUGUAGCGCAGGAUCUUUUUGUUGAGAAGGCACAGGCCGAAUUGCUGUAUCUGGGUGAGUCGUAUCUGCAGGUUUGGGAGAGGAGAAAGACACCCCAGAAGGGGAAAGGGAAGGUCCUCGGAAAGUCUUGA
Messenger RNA from Thermochaetoides thermophila DSM 1495, 1674 nucleotides. Its product is annotated as ubiquitin thiolesterase-like protein. The coding region runs from base 1 to 1674 and encodes 557 amino acids. The record is from RefSeq and is a predicted model, not a curated record. Gene Ontology annotation, biological process: mRNA processing; protein deubiquitination; spliceosomal complex assembly. The transcript has a single exon. NCBI's taxonomy places the organism in Eukaryota, Fungi, Ascomycota, Sordariomycetes, Sordariales, Chaetomiaceae. Gene Ontology annotation, molecular function: cysteine-type deubiquitinase activity; zinc ion binding.